Molecule: messenger RNA, 1051 nt
Organism: Olea europaea var. sylvestris
Lineage: Eukaryota; Viridiplantae; Streptophyta; Magnoliopsida; Lamiales; Oleaceae
Product: elongation factor TuA, chloroplastic-like
Exons: 1
Biological process (GO): mitochondrial translational elongation
Cellular component (GO): mitochondrion
Molecular function (GO): translation elongation factor activity; GTP binding; GTPase activity
Source: RefSeq, a predicted model, not a curated record
UCAUAGAUAAACACUGUUAUCCCUUUCACUCACCACACACAUAGAGACCCUCACCCCCUCUCCUCUCUCUCUACAAAUUGCAUUUUUGCCUCUUUUAGUUUUUCUACCUAAUCCUUCGUGUAUGGCUUCAAUUUCAGCCACCGCUGCCGUAAUUGCCUCUUCAAGACUUUCAUAUGCUUACACCCAUUCUUCGUCUGGUCCCUCCCUUACACCUAGUUCUUCAAAAUCCACUAAAAUUGUGUUUUCCUCUUCAUUUACUCCUUCUUUAUCUACCCUUUUUGUCCAUCCCGCCGCCGCCACCGCCCAUGGGUCUCACCGAAGAUUUACUGUCAGGGCCGCUAGAGGAAAAUUCGAGCGGAAGAAACCCCAUGUCAAUAUCGGAACAAUUGGCCACGUCGACCAUGGAAAGACCACUCUUACUGCUGCUCUGACUAUGGCCUUGGCCUCACUUGGAGGCUCCGCCCCUAAAAAGUACGAUGAAAUUGAUGCCGCCCCAGAAGAACGCGCCCGUGGUAUCACCAUUAAUACUGCCACUGUCGAAUACGAGACUGAGAACCGCCACUAUGCCCACGUGGAUUGUCCUGGACAUGCUGAUUAUGUUAAGAACAUGAUUACUGGUGCUGCACAGAUGGACGGUGCUAUUUUGGUGGUUUCAGGGGCAGAUGGUCCUAUGCCCCAGACGAAAGAGCACAUUCUGCUUGCUAAACAAGUUGGGGUGCCGAAUAUGGUGGUUUUCUUGAACAAACAAGACCAGGUCGAUGAUGAAGAGCUGCUUCAAUUGGUUGAUCUUGAGGUAAGGGAAUUGUUGUCCUCAUAUGAAUUUCCUGGUGAUGAUAUUCCAAUUGUUUCGGGCUCUGCUUUACUAGCUUUAGAGGCAUUAAUGGCAAAUCCCGGGAUUAAAAGGGGUGAAAACGAAUGGGUUGAUAAGAUUUACGAAUUGAUGGAUGCUGUUGAUAGUUAUAUUCCUAUUCCUCAAAGGCAGACUGAUUUACCGUUCUUGAUGGCUGUUGAGGAUGUUUUUACUAUCACAGGUAGAGGUACGGUGGCUACC